Molecule: messenger RNA, 1742 nt
Organism: Brachypodium distachyon (stiff brome)
Lineage: Eukaryota; Viridiplantae; Streptophyta; Magnoliopsida; Poales; Poaceae
Product: nuclear transcription factor Y subunit B-3
Exons: 1
Coding region: 711-1442 (243 amino acids)
Biological process (GO): regulation of transcription by RNA polymerase II
Cellular component (GO): CCAAT-binding factor complex; nucleus
Molecular function (GO): DNA-binding transcription activator activity, RNA polymerase II-specific; protein heterodimerization activity; RNA polymerase II cis-regulatory region sequence-specific DNA binding
Source: RefSeq, a predicted model, not a curated record
CUCUCAGCUGGAUCUCUCUCCCCUGAGCCCCUCUCCUUCUCUCCCGUGCGCAGCGAGUCCUGCCCGCAGAGCUCUCCACCAUAUCCUACACCAUGCCGUCGUGCUGUCGGGAUCUCGUCAACCUCUCCCCCUCGUCUUGCUGGAUCAAGAAGUAGGAGACGACAUCAAGCCGUACGUGUGGAUACCAAUGAGGUGCCGUACGUUCGGCAUUGAGAUCGAUCUCAUCGAAAGUACCACUACGCCAACAACGAUCCCGUGAUCGUAAUGCUUUGUGGUCUACGAGGGUAUGAUGGUCAUUAUACCUCUCGUCACUCACAUCUAGUAGAUAUGAUCUUGAGUUUUUUCCGCAUUUUUCGUAGGAAUUUUUUUAUUUUUCAUGCGACGAACCCAUCAGUAUUAUAUUUUGAAACAUCUGUGGUACUAUUAUAUAGCAAAAAAGUGUAGCUUGUUGGUGUAAAAUAGGUACCUGAUGCCUUAAUUAGACAAAGUAACUCUAGCUCCUACGAUCCUUAUAAAUCGUAUUGUAAGCUAAAAGCCAGAAACGCGUCGGCAUCGAUGCCGUCCUCCCACUCGCAUCAUCUCUUCUCUCCCACCCUUUAAAACCACAUCAACCCGCAGCUCCAUCCAUCCAUAGACCAUACCUCCUCCCCCACUCGAUUGCUGCUACUGCAAUUCUAGCUAGCGGCCGCGCACACAUUAAUCCGGACUCCAUGAAGAGGAAGAGCUACGGGCAGCAGCAGCUGAGCCCGGAGGGCAGCCCGCCGUCGGACAACGAGUCCGGCCUGGCAGCCACAAUGGCAGCCGGCGGCAUCGGCAUCGGCGGCGACUCGCCUGCAAAAGAGCAAGACCGGUUCCUGCCGAUCGCGAACGUGAGCCGCAUCAUGAAGCGGUCCCUGCCGGCGAACGCCAAGAUCUCCAAGGAGGCCAAGGAGACGGUGCAGGAGUGCGUCUCGGAGUUCAUCAGCUUCGUCACCGGCGAGGCCUCCGACAAGUGCCAGCGCGAGAAGCGCAAGACCAUCAACGGCGACGACCUGCUCUGGGCCAUGACCACGCUGGGAUUCGAGGCCUACGUCGCGCCCCUCAAGGCCUACCUCGGCAGGUACCGGGAAGCCGAAGGCGAGAAGGCCGCCUCCGUGCAAGGCGGCGGCUGUGCGUCGAGGCAUGGCGGCGGCGGAGACGAUGACGCGAAUUCGUCGCUGGUCUCUGUCGGUGGGUCGUCUGGAGUGCUGCAGAAUCAGAAUCAGGGGCAGGAAGGGGGGGAUGUGGGGCUUAUGAUGGGGUUUGGUGCUGUUGGGACGGCGGCGAUGUAUUACGGGGCGGCGGGGAAUAAUGGGAGGAGGGCGUAUGGUGGUGGAGGAGAAGGGUUUCAGCGGUUCGGCGGCGGCGAUCAGGAGGAGAACAGCGCCGGCGGCGGUCACCUCCACCAUGGCGUGCAAUGGUAGUCAAUUAGGAGAACAGCGCCGGCGGCGGUCACCUCCACCAGAACGGAGAUUAAGACUGAAGAUGCUCGAUAUGCUGAUCGCUGCUGCUUAUUGUUGUUAGCUUACCAAAAUGCCUUACAAUUAGGAGAGUAUUAUAAGUGCCCUGAUGAUUCCGUUUUCUUACAUGAGCUGGUUUAAAUUACUGUAGUAUAUAUUUGAGUUGCUUCCUGCCGUCCCGGCGCAAUACUCUCUCUUGCAUUUUCCCCUGCAAUCCUAAUCACGACAUCGUCAGGCCUCUGAAUUGAAUAUGGACUUUCUCUC